Molecule: messenger RNA, 1206 nt
Organism: Penicillium lagena
Lineage: Eukaryota; Fungi; Ascomycota; Eurotiomycetes; Eurotiales; Aspergillaceae
Product: Zinc finger C6HC-type
Exons: 3
Coding region: 1-1206 (401 amino acids)
Cellular component (GO): eukaryotic translation initiation factor 2B complex
Molecular function (GO): guanyl-nucleotide exchange factor activity; translation initiation factor activity; metal ion binding
Source: RefSeq, a predicted model, not a curated record
AUGCGCAUGACCGCCAAUGCAUCCGACCAAGCAAUGCGACGGGCCGUGGUGGUCUCAUUCAUGAAACACAUCCAGCAAUUGAUGGAGGGCGGCAAGGGCGCCGGCGAAGCCGUCCACGACGUGUUUUCCAAGUAUCGCGAGGUCGUGGACCGCUGCUGUUUAUUUGACCGCAACAAGGAAGCGAAGAAGGACCAGGUGGAUUUGCUGCUUCUGCUACAGCAGGACUUGAUCCAUCGCCACAAGGGGGACACGGUGUUGCUGUUUACGGCGAAGGAGCUGUAUGAGCUGGAGCUGGUGGAUGAGGAGGCAUAUGAGCAGUGGUGGAGAGAUGAGCGGUCGACUGUGUCGGAGGAGAUGCGGACGGUUCGGGCUCAGGCUCAGCAGUUUGUCGAUUGGCUUGCUGAAGCGGAGGAGGAGGAGAGUACCCAAGCCGCCACCAAGGCUGCUUCCGGCCCCGGCCUCGCCACCGCGCCCUUGGAACCGCCGCGCCCGCCCACUCCCACCCCUGCCACAACGACAACGGAGUUGACUGCGAGGGGCAGCUCCGUGAGUUCUGUUUCGGCAAAUAAGGAUAUCGUCACCUCCGCCACGACCAGCAUGGAUUCAGAUGAUGAUUUCAUGUCUGACGUGUCGAGCCAGGAUGACUUUUUGGACACUCAGGACAGCGACAAUGACAAUUUCGGUGACCUCGAUGGCGGAUUCUCCGACGACAAAGACCUGCUCACCCAAAAACGAAAACCCUACGAAGUCGAGUUCAAGGUACUCAACCCUGCAGAUAUUGAACGAGAACAACAAGCCCAGAUUAGCGAAGUCUCCGCCAUCCUGGGCCUGCCGCCAGAGUCAGCGGCCAUCCUGCUCCGGUUUGGGAGGUGGAAGCGGGAGAAGCUAAUAGAGUCCUACAUGGACCACCCCGAGGUGACGUUGGAGGAUGCGGGCUUGGGGACAAAUUUUGAAGGCGCUGUGAAGAUGGAAGCCAUCCCGGGAUUCAUGUGUGAGAUCUGUUGUGAGGAUGGCGAGGGCCUCAAGUCGUACGCGAUGCGCUGUGGCCACCGCUUCUGCGUGGAUUGCUAUCGUCACUACUUGGCCCAGAAAAUCAAGGAGGAAGGCGAGGCUGCUCGCAUCGAGUGUCCGGGCGAAAGUUGCCACCGUAUCGUGGACUCUCGAUCGCUUGAUCUACUGGUCACGAAUGAUCUCAAGACACGGUAA